This is a messenger RNA of Carassius carassius (crucian carp), 1659 nucleotides long. RefSeq names its product post-GPI attachment to proteins GalNAc transferase 4 (gene pgap4). Lineage: Eukaryota; Metazoa; Chordata; Actinopteri; Cypriniformes; Cyprinidae. Gene Ontology annotation, biological process: GPI anchor biosynthetic process. The transcript has 2 exons. Gene Ontology annotation, molecular function: glycosyltransferase activity. The coding region runs from base 454 to 1644 and encodes 396 amino acids. The record is from RefSeq and is a predicted model, not a curated record. Gene Ontology annotation, cellular component: Golgi membrane.
CGCCUGUCUCUGUGAGACAAAACUGUCCUAAAAUAUGCGAUUCAGCUUUAUGAGUGCAUCUCCUUAGGUGUACUGAAUGUUCUCUCCGAUAAGAAAAGGUUAACAUUGUUUUCAUGUGAAUAUAAUGCACAUUUGGUACGGUAAUACGGAAACGCUGUAACUGUUUAUGUUUAAAGCUGAUGUGGGCUCACAGAUAUUGGUCAUAGGUCGUCAGGCCUGAAGUUUGACGUGUUACUCGGUUCCGGUCGCUGUCUUCUAGUCGUUGGCUGCUGAACAUUCACAUUCUGAUACAGGUCAUAUAUGGAAACAUCUUAAGAAGGCUCUCUAAAGUUCAUAAGCUCAUAUGUGACAGUUUUAUUUUUUUUUUACUGGAUCCCCGUCCCUCCACCUGUGCUCAACCCUGUAUUAAACUCUCACAGAAUUGAACUGUGAUCUCAAUUUAAACCGACACAGAUGCCUCGAUGGAGGACUUGUACCAGCAAACACUUUCAUUGGUCAAGCCCAGUAGCUCAAGGGCUGCUUUUGUGUGUUUUAACCUUUGGGGUGAUACUACCUAUAUGCUGUCAUCGUCUCCUUUACUCCUAUUAUUUUUUAAAGACUGUUUAUCUUGAUUCAUUAAGUGAUGCAGCACUACAAAAAAGCUAUGCCAGAGGCCAGGAAGCGCUGCAUUUCUGGGAAGCGGCAGCUUCUACGAAAAGCCUGAAAGACCCUUUGGAAACCGUUUCCAAGAAUCCGGAUCUCUUGAUCACCAUCGUUACGACCAGGAGAGCAGAGGGAAGGGACUAUCAUUACCUGUUACAGGUUGCACAACAGCUCCAUUCUCUCCUCAAAACGUGUGGCGAUAAACCAUGUGCUGAGGUCAUGCUGUGUGACGUCGAAAGCGGUCCCAGUUUAAAUGAGGAUGCUUUGCUUUUGGAGAAACAGUUUUUGGUUGUUAGACGUUCUCCAGAUGAAAGGUGGCAGAACAGAGACGUGACCAACAUCUUCGAGAAGGAGAAAAGAGAUUAUGUUUACUGUCUACGCAAAGGAUGGGACCUGAUGAGGCCGAAAAACGUUGUUGUCCUGGAGGAUGAUGCACUCCCGUUAACCGAUUUCUUUCCAUCGGUGAAGAACAUACUCUCGCGGAGAUUUGCGCUUAAUACUUUGUACAUAAAACUCUACCAUCCAGAACGACUUCAGAGAUACUGGAAUCCCGAGCCUUAUCGCAUUCUAGAAUGGAUGGGUCUCGGCCUGUUUGGGGCUACAAUCCUCCUCCUCUUGUUGUCUCACUAUACACCUCUUUCUUUUACCUUCUCCGCUCCUCAUUUUCUCUAUCUGGCUCUCUACGUAAUGGCCGUGGCUGAGCUGGCAGGGAGGCACUAUCUCCUGGAGAUCAGACGGCUUUCACCUCAGCUGUAUGCUGUGUGUCCAGCCACUGAAUGCUGCACCCCUGCUAUGCUUUAUCCAGGGAACGCCUCCAUUCGGACUGCUGAAUAUCUGGACCAGGUCAUCUGUGCUCAGGGAAAUGCGAAAGACAUGGUGCUGUACAAGAUAGCCAGAUCGAGGCCAGGUGAGAAGGCACACAGCGUUGAACCCAAUCUCAUCAAGCAUAUUGGAUCUUACUCCUCCGUCAGGAUGAACCCCAAUCCACCAAGAUUAUUAUGACAUGAGAUUAUUCUC